AUGUCGUCCAAUGAUCUCUCCAAAUCGUUUGACACUGUGCCCAAGCUCACUGGGAAAGAGAACUACCUGGUAUGGCAUCAGAGGUUAACAGUUGUCCUCUUCAUGACUCGAACUUGCUCGUUCGUUCUCCCCACCACCAUUGCACCAACUGCUACCACUACAAUCCCCUCCACUGGAUCAUCCCUUUCGCUCAAAGCCUGGAACAAACAAGAUGAACAGGUUGCUGCCGCCAUCCUCCACUCCACUUCUGAGGAUAUCCUCUCUGCUCAUCUUCACCUUUUGUCACCCAUUGAUCCUCCUUCGACCGAUCGACCGGUUUCCACCACCAUUGCCCCUGCUUAUCGAGCUCGAACAAUCUAUGAUUCCCUCAAGAAGACCUAUGGAACUACUGGUGCUCAAUAUUCGUUCGCUCUUGGGAAGAAAUUUGUGGAGAACCGGUGUUCAGAGGAUGAGGAUGUUGAGGAAUGGGUGAACAAAGUGCUCGCUCAAUAUCGUGAUCUCAAAGUUCUUUCGUACGAUCUCAAUCAACUCUGUGUCAAUGUUCUCCUCAAUGGUCUUCCUGAUCGCUUCAGUUCGUGUUAUGACCCUACGUGUCAUGCCCCAAGACAUUGGGUAAACCCAUACUUAGAUGUACUCAACUAG
Messenger RNA from Tremella mesenterica DSM 1558, 642 nucleotides. RefSeq lists its product as uncharacterized. The record is from RefSeq and is a predicted model, not a curated record. The transcript has a single exon. NCBI's taxonomy places the organism in Eukaryota, Fungi, Basidiomycota, Tremellomycetes, Tremellales, Tremellaceae. Bases 1 to 642 code for a protein of 213 amino acids.